AUGACGUCCUUGCCGCUGGAAGAAGUCUUCAAGUCCCUCACCAGCAUCCACCAAGCAAAAUAUCAGGCCCUCAUGGAGCUGCGCAUGGAGCAGGAGAAGCGCUUCAAGGUGCUCCUCCAGGCCCAAGCAGAGGACUGGCGGGUGUUGCGGAGCUUGAUACCCCAGGAGGGGGCUUCAGCCAUAACCCCAACAGCAGCAGGACCCCAUGUGACGCAAGUGAAUAUCUUGGAGCUCUUCGAGCACACAGCAAGAGCCCUGAAGUGGCCACGCUCACAGUGGGUGGUCCAUCUGCUAUCAUUGCUGUCUGGGGAAGCCCAACUCGUGGCACAACAACUUCAGGUGGCCAACUUCCUGGGGUAUACCAAUUUGAAGAAAGCCAUCCUGCAACGGGUCAGCCGCAGCCCGGAACAGCAUUGCCAGCGGUUCCCCACUCUGGCGCUGAGCGAGGUCAGCCACCCUUCUGCCUUCCCACAACAGCUCUGCGACGCCAGCCGGUGGUGGUUGCUGGCUGAGGAGGAGGGCGACGCUGCCGACGUCAUCAACAUCGUGGCACUGGAGCAGUUCAUCUCCCGGCUGCAGAAGGGGACGGCAAAGUGGGUCAAAUGCCACCAUCCGGUGUUGCUGGAGGAGGCAAUCCAGUUGGCUGAGGACCAUAUAGCAGUGUAUCCAGGGGACGGCUGGUGAAUCUGCUGCUGCGCAUGUGGGUGUGAAGUCUGGGCCGGUCUGUUGGAACUGCGAGGGUCCUGGGCAUUUCCAGGAUCGAUGCACCAUGAUAAAGGUGGAAACAUUGGUCUGGGUCCCUGACGCCUGAAUCGGGUGGUGGGAAUAUGUGACGAGGAGGAGGGCGUGGCCGGGCCGAGGGGAUGCAUGUCGGCGCUGAGUUGCCCAAUCAGUGGGAGAGAGAUAAAGGAGGAGCCGGGGAUGCCAGAGAGAGAGAGAGAGAGAGACGGAGCUGUGUGUGUGUGUCAACGUCUGUUGUUAUGUUUCAGUUCAGCAUUUGUGUUGAUUAAAGUCUUGUUAAUUGUUAA
Molecule: messenger RNA, 1028 nt
Organism: Myxocyprinus asiaticus (Chinese sucker)
Lineage: Eukaryota; Metazoa; Chordata; Actinopteri; Cypriniformes; Catostomidae
Exons: 2
Coding region: 1-684 (227 amino acids)
Source: RefSeq, a predicted model, not a curated record